This is a messenger RNA of Myripristis murdjan (pinecone soldierfish), 5480 nucleotides long. It is a transcript of the gene sall2, whose product is annotated as spalt-like transcription factor 2. Bases 29 to 4369 code for a protein of 1446 amino acids. Gene Ontology annotation, cellular component: nucleus. The transcript has 3 exons. Gene Ontology annotation, molecular function: RNA polymerase II cis-regulatory region sequence-specific DNA binding; DNA-binding transcription factor activity, RNA polymerase II-specific. Lineage: Eukaryota; Metazoa; Chordata; Actinopteri; Holocentriformes; Holocentridae. The record is from RefSeq and is a predicted model, not a curated record. Gene Ontology annotation, biological process: regulation of transcription by RNA polymerase II.
CCCUCCGUCGGUCCCGUCCUGCAGAAGCAUGUCCCGUCGGAAACAGAAACGACCCCAGCAGCUUAUGAACCAGACCCUCGGUGCCUCUCGGAUACUUGAGCAUGAUGUCCAGUUGGCAGUGAAGUCACACUCCUUUCCAUUCAUCACGGAUUCUCCCUCGUCCUCUCCAUCCUCCUCUCCUCAGAAUUCCCAGCUGCCCCUUGCACUUCGUCCCUCUUUCAAGGGCACUCAGACCCCUUCUUUACCCACUGAGGGUCCACCACUUUCCUGCUCACCCAGCCAGCCCUCCUCGUGUCACCAACAUCCCCUCAAAGACGCCCAGUCCACCCUCUCCCCUGACUUUCCUCACACCUCUCUCUCCUCCCAAACGCACCAUCCACUUUCCCUCUCUGAUUGCAAUCCCACAUCCUCUACAAGUGGCCUCAUCCACAUCCCCCACAGCACCCAAAUGGCCUCUCCCAAGUUGGGGGUGUCAGUCACCACCACCACCUCUUCCUCCUCCACGUCUUCCUCUGCCUCCCUAUGUCCUCCACCCCACCCUGGCAGUCCUAGCCCUGUGCCAGAGGGCCCACCUAGCCCUGUCACCCCGACCCCCAGCCCAGGAGUGACCUCUGCUGCAGCUGCUCCCUCUAGGGCACAGCUGAGCAUUGCCCUGAUCCUGGAGGAGCUGCGGGUGCUGCAGCAAAGGCAGAUACACCAGAUGCAGAUAACAGAAGAGAUCUGUAGACAGGUGCUCCGCCUGGGCGGGGCUUCAUACACCAUAAACACCCCAGCGCAGCAUCUUGUCCCUCCUCUGCCUCAGCUUUGCUUGGAGGGCAGUGAAAGAGCCUCCAGCCCAACACCCCAACUCACGGCUGCUCAACCUUCCACUUCUGUAGCCCCUCUCUUGGCAUGUUUCUCCUCCCUGCUACCUUCUCAGACAACCUCUAAGCCUGCUAAGCCCAACUACCCCUUGUCUCAAAUCCUGCAGCCCCACAAACCCCAGAUGGAAGGUGCAGGAGGGACUACAGGGGCUGCCAGUUUCCCAAGAGUCAGUUCUCACUCCUCAGCACCUUCCACAUCUUCCUCUGCCAUCUCUAGUAUGACCUCCUCUAACUAUCCUUUAGCCCUAUCGUUGGCCCUGCCCAGCCGCUAUCUUCAUGAGAAAUCUCCAAAUACCACUUCAGCCAGUGGUCACAGUGGCCUGUCCUUCCUAAGCCCAUCCCUCUCCACAUCAGUAUCCACUGUCCCACCCUCUCAGCAUGCUCUGCAGUCUGUUUCUGGAGGAGGACCUUCAGCAGGCUCCUCAUCUGCAUCCAGCUCCUCCACCUCUGGCCGCCUGCAGCAUGCCUGUCGCUUCUGUGGGAAGAUGUUCAGCAGUGACUCAGCGUUGCAGAUACAUUUACGCUCGCACACGGGAGAACGACCCUACCAGUGUCCCGUGUGUCUCAGCCGCUUCACAACACGAGGCAAUCUCAAGGUGCACUUCCUACGCCACCGUGAGCAAAAUCCAGAGCUAUCCCUUUCCCUGCUGCCACCAUCUUUAUUUGGGGUAGGAUUAGGAGCCACUGGAGGACCAGAUCUGGGACAGUCCAUGAGCAGUAGUAACAGCAGUAGUGGCAUCAAUAUGAUUCAGAAGAGGCGUAAACGCAGGCCGGAGGAUGAACCAUAUGGAGAUAGUAUGGAGGUCAGUGGAGCCAGUAGUGGCUUCUCUCUUGGGGCCUCAGGAGGACCUACUCCUUCUACUCUACCCCUGCCCCCUAGUGUUGACCUGGCUUUGAUUUCCCACUCCCUCCUGCAGCUCAAUAGGGCCGCUGCUGCAGCCGCUGCAGCCUCCAUUGCCUCUGCUUCAUCUCACUCAUCCUCCUCUUCUUUAGCAUCCUCCUCCUCUCUGGCUUCCUCACUCCUUUCCAACCCCUCCCUAUCUUCCUCAUCCACCAUCACAGGAUUAUUCAAGGGAGCCAAGCAGCAACACUUUGAUGAGAACACCCCCCCACAUGCCCCCAUACUUCCUCCUGCAGCCUACUCCCAGCUAGCCCAUCUGCCUAAGCUCCUCUUCCCAUCUGCCUCUACCCCCUCCUCUUCUUCUUCCUCUACUUCUUCUUCUUCUUCACACCAUUCAGCUUUGGGCCUGCUACGCCCCCCACCUCCCUCUACUCCAAGCUCACACCACCUUGGUUCUUCAACUCACUCUCAGCUGUCUUUCCCUUUCUCCCCUUUUCCUAAAGUCCCCGGUCCGUCCACUUCUAGCUCAUGCUCCCUGCCUUCCUCCAUUGCCUCCACCCCUACAUCUGACACCUCCAAGCUGCAGAGACUAGUGGAGAAGCUUGAAAAGGAGCCUCCCCACUCCUCUUCUCCAUGGGCCUCUUCCUCAACUUCCAUUUCCAUGGGUGAGAUAUUAGCUAGCAGUACAACUACCUCUUCAGCAGGUUCAGUCAGCAGUGGCCUCACAAAUGCCAGCACUUCUACCACCUAUGUAAUGGCCUCCCCACCAUCCUCCACUCCCGCCCCCACCUCCAUGUCAAGCUUCACCCGUGAAAUGGUUGCUGCCUUGGGCCUGAGUGCAAAUGGAGCUAGUGCCCUGGCAGGAGGCAUGCUACCAUCACUGAACAUUUUGGGUGCAGCAAGUAACUUAGCGACCAACCAGUGUGGGGUGUGUCUACGGGUGCUGAGCUGUCCCAGGGCGCUACGGCUACAUCAGGCUACCCACCUUGGAGAACGCCCUUUCCCAUGUAAGCUGUGUGGACGCUCCUUCUCUACCAAAGGCAGCCUGCGGUCACAUCUAGCCACUCAUCGGGCUCGACCACCCAAUGCACGUGUCCAGAACUCUUGCCCAUUGUGCCAGCGUAAGUUCACCAAUGCCCUUGUGCUCCAGCACCACAUUCGUUUGCACCUUGGUGGGCAGCUGCCACCUGAUGACACAGAGGAGUCUCUACCUGAGAUACCAGCUGAAUCUGAUGUCAAACCUCUGUCACAGCCUCAGUCCCAGCUCACUGACCAACCCAGUGCCCCAAGUAAAACACCUCCUCUAGCUGCACCCAGCAAAUCCAAGAGCCCUGCUCCAUGCGCGCAAUUUCAAAGCCCAACAGUGGGCUCUACCCCUGUCUCAGCCGGUAUAACAUCAAUGGAGUGCCCCGCAAAUGCCAGCAAAUCCAGGCCCUCCAGCCCCGACCUGAUCCCUCCAUCUGACCUGAGCCCAGACCCCUUCUUGAAUCCCAGCACACAAACCCCUCCUCCAGGCAGUGUGGACCCCCCUGUUCUGUGUGUGAGUGCCCCCUCCCCAGCCUCUCAGCAGGAAGACAAAGAUUCCCCAGUUGGCAAAGACAAACAAGCCGAACAGCUAGCCACUGCUAAUGUGCAUCUCCCUAAGUCCAACCCUUUGCCUACUUCCUCCACUGUUGCCAAAACCACAGUGUCGUCUAAUGUUGUGAUAUUGGACAGUCCAGAAGGUGAAGCCUCUACCUCCUUUGAUGCCUUCCUCCCUAGUUCUAGAUCAAACCUAGAGGACUUACUAAGCACACCUGACUGUGGCGCCUCCUUUGCCCACUCCUGUCCCAGCAGCAUCUCCUCCUCUACCCCCAUCCUGAGUCAAGAACCCCUUAACACUCAUGUAGCAUUAACCCUGGAAUCAGAGCUUCCCCCAAGGCUCCAAUCUCCUGGACCCAUGGAGGAAGACAAAGUCCAAUCCCCUCCACCAGCAACACCAAAGCAAGACCAAGCAACUGUGCCUGAAGAGGACCCCAAAAUGACAUCUCCUCUAGAGACUGCAGACACUAGCAGUACUGAAGUAAGGGUCACAUCACAGAGUGCUGCAACUUUUGUUAGGGAGACACGUCAGAGCCUUCAUUUUUGCUCGUAUGGGAGAGAAGACAGGGUUGAAAAUGUUAAAGUGAGUGGAUCUGCUGCCAGUGAACAGCUGGACUCUUCAGCCUCCAUAAGCCUCGUCCCAGCACUUCCUCCUCCAAUGUCUCGUUCUGAGAAAAAGACCUACUGCUGUGCUGAGUGUGGGAAAGAGUAUGCCAGCCGCAGUGGACUGAAGGGGCACAUGAAGCACCAUGGUGUAGUGACCAAGCCAACACGUCCACCAGCCCGGAGUAGUCGUUCUUCCUCUGACCGACAUCCUGCUUCCACACCUACAACUUCCUCCAAUGUUCCUGCCACCAGGAGUUCAGCGAGCUUCUGGAACCAAUACCAAGCCUUUCUCAACACCAACACCGAACCAAGUGAUGACCCUACCCAGGGCCCAGCCACUGGCAGCCAAGCAGAAAAUGUGGAGACACCACGGCUGGCAAAAUCACCUGCUAGAUCUCAGACGGACCCCCCCGCUGGGAGGGUUCAAGAGGAGAACGUGGAAGAGUCUAAUGAAGGGUCAAACCUCGAGUCAGUGUGACUGGCUGGAUGAUGUUCUGGUGUUUUCAAUCAGUGUUUACCUUUUGGUGAAACUGUAUAGACUUUUGCAUAGUAUUGCUUCCUAAAUACAUUUCAAGUAGCCUGUCAGUUUGGUAGUCAGAGUAAUUUGUAUGUAUGUGGAAGUUGUGUACCAACCAGCUUGGUCUUGUGUUUUUUGUUUUGUUUUUGUUUUUUUUAAAGGAAGCAGAUGUAGUAUGAAAAAAAGAUGAGAAUAAUAAAAAACUAAUGAAGUAAGUCCAGUUAUUGCUGGAUUUGUAGAGAAGUAAGACCUCCUUUCUCUGGCUGAGGUUGUUAAUAUGGUGACGCAAAUUCUAACAAAAGUGUGUAUUUGGAUAUGAGGAAAGAGUAUCCCUGUGGUAUCAGUGUCUCAUAUCAGACCUGGGUCCAAUAAGUUUUAAUGUUUGUUUGAACUUACAAGACCUUACCAAGAACAUCUUAACAAAUCACAGUCAUCUUACUUGUAAAUCACAGAAAAGUAUACUACAAGAAUAUUUUCAAAUACCUUGAUGUGAUUAUCUAGACACUCUGGCACUCACUUUAUUGUCUUAUGUGGCAAAUUUUAUCCCGUUGACGCCAAAGAAGACCCAAGCAACCCAUAAAAAAUUGUAAAUGGUAUUCGGCCCAGGUCUGCUUCAUAAACAAACAAUUCUUUCCUCAAAAUUGGAAAUAGGAAAUUAACAGGAAGGAGGUAAGCCAGUGAAGCAAAAUUAUGCUGAGUCAGGCCAAACAAGGCCAGCGAAUUGGAUGUAUUUAUGUGGACAGUAUUGAGUCUCUUGUCCCCCAUCUUGUGGUUCAGAUAAUCUACUCUUUCAUGUCAUCGUGUUUUACUUUUCAAUAUAUCUUCCAGUCAGCACAGAAGCACACAGGCACUGUUUGUCAACCCAGUGAAGGCAGGGUCUUUUGUGUGACCUUUGCCCUUUAGCAUUGUGAAUAAUAUGAUUGUUGUUUGGUCCAAACGUAAUGUCUGUAACACACCACCACUCACUAAUUAUUUUUGUUCAUGUUGUAUCUUUAUAUAUGAAAAAAAAAAGGAACCAGAAGUAUAUGUCCGUUUGUUGUAAGCUGUACCUUCGGUAUCGCAAAAUGUUACA